AAGACGUUAAACGUUCGAAUCAAUAACACACCUUCGCCUUCGCCCUCUUUUCUCCACAUGAGUCGAGUGCUGAAGCAAUUGCUACCGUUGGCGGCGGACCCACCCGAACAGCCAUCAGGCUCGGGACCACCUCUCAGUCCUGGCAGCUUUCCACCCUUCACAAACUGAAAGUUGGUAUCGAAGGCGACCUCAUAAGUGAGGAGCACAGAGUGGAACUGCGAUCCAUCUGAGGUAUUCCACAGCGAAUAAAGCUGGGCGCCUCCUGUUGAAGAGGAGAACGUUCCAGCAGGGUAUGUAACCUGCAACACUGGUCCACUGGACGAAGUGUCGCUAGACCCGGGCACUGAUGCAUUUGGGAAUGGGUCCUGCACGAAGGCGAGAUUCCCUGAGCCGUCUUGUAUCUUUCCCUUGCUAAGCGACCAUUGCGAAACAAUGAAGGACUGAGCAUCUGUGUUAGAGAGAGUGGCUGUUGGAAAGGGUAUACUGGUGCUGGUUGUCAAAGAGUAUUGCGACGCGAGUGACUCUGCUGUUGCAAAGGCACAUAGCGUUGGCUGCGCGUAUACGAGCGCGUACGCGAUGAGUGCGAUGGCAAGCAUUGUGUUGCUCCGUCCUGUAUUGUCCAACGGAGUAUUAAUGCAAGAACUUUUCUAGCCCAGCCGCAGCAGUGGCUCCUGGUGGAUAAAUGACAAGAAAUUGGGCAAACAGCCUCGUUGUAACUACGACCGACCACAAGACAGCCAAGUCAAGGCUGAGCGCUGGGGUUAGGGUCAACACUACCCGUCGACGGCGUGUCACUCAGAAACCACCAGCUCGCCUCCACUCAAGGGUCCCAUACUAUGCUGGGGAGAAUAAACCGUCAGCGGGAAACAGAUGAUUCCGACGGAGCUGCACGCCAACCUCUGCUUAACAGCUCCCAGGAGAACCUCAGCACAAAUGACACAACAGACGAUGUGCUAUUUGCUGUGGACGAUCAGGAUGACUUUCAUGAGAGCUCUGCCUUAGCCGACCAAUCUACGAAGCCAAGCGUCCGCUUUCAAGAGGAAGUCCAGGUCAUAAGUCUGCCACUGCGUUCGACGACAGAGAGCCGCGAAACUGAAUAUGAACUUGACUCCGACGACUUGGAUGAUGUGGCAUUGGCCCAGCUUGAAUCAGAACAAACCACACCUCGAUCGAGUAGACGUCGCGAGCAGUCCAUGCCAUUGUUAGUCGGUCUUCUGGAUUCUGCUACAGCACGACGCAGUUUGGAUGGUACUCUUCAACUUCAGCCUCGAGACGGAGAGAACGGAGGCUACCAAACUGAAGAGUUUGACUUGGAAGAGCUGGCAGCGAAGAAGUCCGCCGGCGGUGGAUUGCUAGACUCCAUCGCCAAUAUGGCGAAUAGCAUCUUAGGAGCAGGCAUCAUUGGCCUACCCUAUGCAGUUAGACAAGCAGGGUUCUUCACUGGGCUGGUUCUGCUAGUCGUCCUAUGUGGGGUAACUGAUUGGACAAUACGUUUGAUCGUGCUUAACGCGAAACUGAGUGGCCGGAAUUCAUACAUUGAGAUUAUGAAUCAUUGCUUCGGAAGUAGCGGUCGUGCAGCGGUCUCAUUUUUCCAAUUCGCAUUCGCAUUUGGAGGCAUGUGUGCUUUCGGAAUAAUCAUUGGUGAUACAAUACCUCAUGUUAUCCGUUCAAUCUUCCCAAACCUCCACACCGUCCCCGUCCUCUUCCUGUUUACCAAACGACAAUUCAUCAUUGCCCUGUGUACUCUCUGUGUUUCGUACCCGCUUUCCCUAUAUCGAGACAUCCACAAAUUGUCACGAGCAUCCGGUCUCGCCCUGAUUGGCAUGCUCAUCAUCGUCACGUCCGUGCUGGUUGAAGGCCCUCAGGUCACUCCAGACCUCAAGGGUGACCCAGACAAGAGGUUUUCUGUUUUGGGACCUGGCGUCUUCCAAGCGAUUGGGGUUAUCAGCUUUGCCUUUGUCUGCCAUCAUAACUCGUUGCUCAUCUACGGUAGCUUGAGGACGCCAACCUUGGAUAGGUUUGCAAAAGUCACACAUGUAUCAACGCUGAUCUCCUUGGUGGCCUGUUGUACUCUGGCUAUAUCGGCGUAUUUGGUAUUUACGGACAAGACACAGGGAAACAUUCUAAAUAAUUUUGCACCGAAUGACACUUUGAUUAACGUCGCCAGGUUUUGCUUUGGCCUGAACAUGUUCACCACACUUCCGCUCGAGCUGUUCGUGUGUAGGGAGGUCAUCGAACAGUAUUUCUUCCCUCACGAGCCAUUUAGUAUGAACCGUCACGUCUUCUUCACCACGUCGAUCCUCUGCGCCGCUAUGCUCCUUUCACUCAUCACCUGCGACCUCGGCGUAAUGCUCGAAAUCACUGGCGGAGCCUCCGCCACAGCUCUAGCAUUCAUCUUCCCAGCGGCAUGCUAUAUCAAACUCACCGAUGCUGGCGUGCCAUGGUACUCACGGACGAAACUGCCAGCGUUCGUGUGUGCUGGAUUCGGUUUGAUCGUCAUGUUCAUAUCACUGUUCCUUGCGUUGGGCAAGGUAUGGACACCUGAAGGCGAAGCGAGGAUCUGCAUGUGAACUUUUAUCUGCGCUUUAGAGCAUUUGCAUUUUGUAUAAUCUAUUUGCACACUCAUUCUCGGACUUUGCACCUUGCUGUCGUUCAUGUCUAAUUUAUAGGAGACUUUUAUACCAUUCGGAUGAUUUCCA
Molecule: messenger RNA, 2699 nt
Organism: Somion occarium
Lineage: Eukaryota; Fungi; Basidiomycota; Agaricomycetes; Polyporales; Cerrenaceae
Source: the annotation of a GenBank genome assembly